Messenger RNA from Hevea brasiliensis (rubber tree), 1157 nucleotides. RefSeq lists its product as uncharacterized. The record is from RefSeq and is a predicted model, not a curated record. Gene Ontology annotation, biological process: transcription by RNA polymerase II. Gene Ontology annotation, molecular function: transcription coactivator activity. The transcript is spliced from 3 exons. Gene Ontology annotation, cellular component: nucleus. NCBI's taxonomy places the organism in Eukaryota, Viridiplantae, Streptophyta, Magnoliopsida, Malpighiales, Euphorbiaceae. The coding region runs from base 192 to 881 and encodes 229 amino acids.
UUUGCGGGGCGAAAUUGGGAUUGCGAAACCAUCUGUUGCUAAACACACUAUUUUCUCAACUCACACGAUUACGCGAAACGCGCAAAAUCUAGCUGGUUCCUCUCUCAAAACCCCACGAAAUCUAAUCCCCAAAUUUCCCAUUCUCAAUCCAUUUUCAUCAAUUCAAUCAAGGCCUAAUUCUUCAAUCAAAGAUGCCAAAGAAGAUGGGCGUCAACAGCAAGGCCGAGGCCGCUCGGGCUCGGAAGAGCACUGCUGAGACCGAGCGCAAGGAGCGCGACGCCCGCGAGAAGGAAGACCAGUACUGGCGCGAAGCCGAGGGCUCCAAAUCUCGUGCCGCCAAGAAACGCGAGGAAGAAUCUGAGAAGCGAGCAGAAGCCGCUGCUCGUCGCGCUGAGGCCCGCCUGUUGGCCGAACAGGAAGAUAAGGAGAUCGAUAAAUCCUUGAGGAAACCAGAUAAGAAGGCGAAUCGGGUGGCUAUUCCAGUUCCUAAGGUGACGGAGGCGGAGCUCAGGAGGCGGCGGGAGGAGGAGCAGGCAGAACUGGCUAAGAAAGCGGAUGAGAUGAAACGAAGGCAGAGCAGGACCGCCGUUGAGGAGGAUUAUGAGAGAAUGGUGUUGGUUGCAAAUACGAAUCGCGAUGAUUCCAUUAUUGAGGCAAGGACUGUGGAGGAUGCGAUUGCACAGAUGACAGUCGCGGACGACUUGCCAGCUGAUAGGCAUCCUGAGAGGAGGCUCAAGGCCUCAUUUAAGGCUUUUGAAGAAGCUGAGCUUCCUAAACUCAAGGAAGAGAAACCAGGCCUUACUCAUAAUCAAUACAAGGACAUGAUAUGGAAGUUAUGGAAGAAAUCUCCUGACAAUCCUCUUAAUCAGAUUAAUGAGUGAGUGCUGCUGCAUUUUCAUACCAGAUAGCAGACAAGAAUUCCUGAAGGGUUAUUGCCAGGGAGUGAUCCUUUGGGCAUAUUGUCGAGGAGAUUUGCAAGUUCAUGAGCUUAUGUGGCUUAUAAGUUAUAUGUAGUUGUUUGCCUACUACAUUGGAGUGUCUGCUCAUACUGUAAAAUAUUGAAUUAAUAAUUCUAUACUAUCCUUUGGCCCAACUAUGGCUCUUCUUAUCUUCUUGUGGUUAUUUUGGACUUGAUAUAAGGUAUUUUCUUCUUUUCA